Chiloscyllium plagiosum (whitespotted bambooshark) is the source of this 6344-nucleotide messenger RNA. Its product is annotated as synaptopodin 2-like protein. Gene Ontology annotation, biological process: positive regulation of actin filament bundle assembly. The record is from RefSeq and is a predicted model, not a curated record. Lineage: Eukaryota; Metazoa; Chordata; Chondrichthyes; Orectolobiformes; Hemiscylliidae. Gene Ontology annotation, molecular function: actin binding. Gene Ontology annotation, cellular component: actin cytoskeleton; nucleus; Z disc.
CUGGCCAGGGGGGGACGAGUCCAUCGAGUGGCUCACAGUUUCCCGUCGGAGACAGCAGCUUGCACACUGAUGGGGAGCUUCAGGGUCAUGCCGAGAUGUCAGGGAGCCCCGGUUUGCUGAAGGAGAGCAGGGCAGGCGAUGGGGAGCCUGGAGGAGACACUGGUUACCCUCACAGGGGGUGCGCCCUGGGGAUUCAGGCUGCAAGGAGGGUCCCAGCAACACCAACCGCUGCAAGUAGCCAAGGUCCGGAAGCGAGGCAAAGCAUGUCGGGCUGGACUGCGCGAAAAUGAUCUCCUGUUAACUAUCAAUGGGAAAUCCUGCAACGGAAUAUCACACAGAGAUGCUAUGAACAUCAUUGACUCUUCCAACGGAACCUUGCACAUCAGGGUUAAGAGAGUUGCCAGCAGCUUAGAGCCAGAGUCCAGCCUCCAGGUCACCUCCCCCUGCUCCCGGAGCCUGGAAUCUUCAAAAGCCGGUGUCCGAGCCCCGGAGCCCCGCACUCCGAGCUACAAAGCCGAGAGCCGGGGCCAGCGGCGGAACUACACCUCUCCGGCUGACAGCGAGGCUUAUUACGGCGAGACUGACAGCGACGCGGAUUACACCGCAGCGGAGAAGCAGCGGAGGCAGAGGCGGAAAUGCCCCGGAGCCGCCCCCCGCCUCAGUGAGCCUCCGGCUAGCUCGGCGGAUGAGACCUCGGAGCUCAGCGAGUACGACAGCGCCCCUGAGCCGCCCCUAGGGGCACAGCAAGAUCCCAGAGGUGGGCACCUCCCCCUGGACCCUCAGGCCAGCUUCAGCAGGCAGCUCAUGUUCCAGCCCAGGAGAGUGGAAGCCAAGGUCAACAUCUGGCAGCCCAAGCUGGAGGGGGCAGCCCCGCGGCCCGCGCCUGGCACCGUGGCCGAGACCAGGCUCAGUGCCGGCCAGAACCCUAGCACCGGCUGCCCCUGGCCUGCCCAAGCCAGCGCGGAGGACACCGCCAACCGACACGGCGUCCUGGGCACAUCGGAGGCUGACAGCGGGUUCCAGGAGGCACCUGCCCACACCGCGUCCCCAGAACAGAAGCUGCUGCCCACUCCAAGCCAGCCCAGCCUGAAAGACACACAACUGGUCCCCAUGGUGGGGCCCGUGAGCAAUCCAGUGGCUGAAAUCCUGACCACUACUUACAAAGAGAAGGCCAAACAAGCCAAGCUUCAUCGCAGUGAGAGUAUGCAGGAAAAGCAAGUGAAAGAAGCCAGGACAAAAUGCAAGACCAUCGCAUCUCUGCUUACCUCUGCGCCCAAUCCUCACUCAAAGGGAGUACUUAUGUUUAAGAAACGUCGACAAAGAGCAAAAAAAUACACCCUGGUUAGUUAUGGAAGUGUGGACGAGGAAAAGCAGAAUAUUGAUGAGGAUGGAGAAUUGCUGCCGACUAGUGAGUCUGAGUUUGAUGAAGAGGCAUUUUCUGAUGCAAAAAGCUUAACGAAUCAGUCAACAGGAUCAGAUUGGGAUGGUUCUUACCUGGACAUGGAAAAGUCCAAAUCUGAGUCCCAGGGUUUAACUGAAACCAAGGGGAAGGGUGUGAUGCUAUUUGAACACCAGAGACAACGAGCAGGGGAAUAUAUGGUGGAGGAGUCUCCUAAUCAGAGGCAACACAGUCUCCAAAUGAAACCAAACUCAGAGGCCGAAAUGAGGAAUUACAAUCUGAUGAAUGGAGAGAGUACCUGGCCCAGCAAUUCAAAUGCAUGCAGUGGAACACCUACCUCUGAAACUUUAAAAAACUAUGCAGAAAUGAACCUUUCUGCUGCAGAGUCCUCAUUACAGGUGAGGAGACCCAAAGAACAGCAUCAUACACAGCACUUUUCACCAGGUACCUCCUUCCUAUCCAGCGUAACAAAUAGGACUGCGAGGCCAUUCACUCCAGGAUUUCAGCAAAGCCGAGCAGCACCAACGUAUUCUGUCUCUGCCCCAAUUUUAUUCAGGAAAAGUGCAGUUCCUGCGAUGUCUUGGGAUCAAGAUACCGGGCAAAACAAACACGCAAUGCCUUUCACACCGCCAUCAGAGUUAGUCUCUUCACCAACUGUGAAUCCUAAAACCCAACCUGUGACAGCAAAGGAAACUGGAGCCCCGAAAAGAAUGGCUCUUCCUUAUUCACCAGGGCCUAUGGUGAUGACAUCAUCAGCAGUCACAUCACCACCACCUGCUGUGACAUCACCACCACCACAAUCUGUGAUGCCACCACCCGCGACCAUGAUGUCACCACCUCCAGCCGUGAUGUCACCACCAAAUGUGACAUCACCACCCCCACCCUUGACAUCAGCACCCCCAAUUGUGAUGUCACCACCUCCGGCCAUGAUGUCACAGCCCCACGUGACAUCACCGCCUCUCACCAUGAUGUCACCACCACCUACAGCAGUACCAUCUUCACUGCCAUCUUCACCACCCCAGGCUGCAGUCACCAGCACUGCGAACAUCCAACUUUCUUCGGCAUUGUCCCCACAGAAGGAGAAUGAGCCCAAUGCUGCUAUUAAUGCAAACUUCCAGGCUCCCUCCAUUGGUGGUACCUCAUCAACAGUUUGGCCAACCAAUCCACAAUCAGAGAAUCUGGCUACUAGAGAGCAAAGAAUUGCAGUCCCUGCCUCUAAAACUGGCAUCUUGCAGGAAGCUCGGAGGAGAAGCACAAGGAAGCCAAUGUUUACAAAGACCGAACAGAUAAAACCUUCACCAAACCCCGAACUUCUUUCUUUGGUUCAAAACUUAGAUGAAAAGAAACCAGAUCAUUCAGGGGCUGGAUUUGAGUCAGGCCCUGAAGAAGACUUUCUGAGUCUUGGUGCUGAAGCAUCAAAUUUUAUGCAGUCCCAGGUGCGUAGGCAAAAGGUCCCCCCUCCUGUUGCACCAAAACCUUCCUUAAAGCCCCAGUUAACAGGCAAUGGUUCUCCACUUGUGAAUGGAAAUCCUACACCUGGGUCACUCCAAUCGAAAGGAAAGGGGGCUGAACUCUUUGCUAAGCGGCAAAGCCGUAUGGAUAAGUUUAUUGUGGAGUCGGUUCCUAAUUACACUUCACAGGCAAGAGGGCCAUCUCCCACUCCUUCACUUCCCUCUACAUGGAAAUAUUCUCCGAAUAUCCGGGCCCCACCUCCUAUUGGCUACAACCCCAUGCAUUCCCCAUCAUAUCCACCAGCAGCUAGCAGAUCACAUGGAGCAAUAUCAACCACCAAGCCUGAAAGAAAGUGGAAACCAGCAGGGAACCAAAAGGUAGGAAUACAAGCCAUUGAUUUCAUGAGACAUCAGCCUUAUCAAUUAAACCCAGCCAUGUUCAGCUUUGAUGAAUCCAAAAUAGGGACACCAAGCUUACCAAGAAAUGCUCCAUUGAGACAAACUGGUCAACAAUCCUUCAUCUCAACAAAACAGGUUCCUGUGAAGACGACGAGAGCCUGUGAGAUUCGUCGUUUCUCAACACCAUUGCCUACUGUUACUCCCACAGUUAUUGCCCCAAGAUCAGCCACAACACUUGCUGAGCCAGUUUGGAUGUCCAGCCCUCCUUCCCCACCACCAACACCAGUCAAAAUAUCCAGUUUCAAUAUACCAGCUCCUCAAACCUCCAAACUAAACACAAAGGCAGCAGAAGGAAGGCAGCAAGUAACCUAUGAAACUUCAGUGCUUAAUUUGUCAUCUAAGGAAGACAUUCAAAUCCCAAAGAAAACAACACAUCAUGCCCCAAGGCCGAGGUUCUCAGCUGUAAGAGGUGGAAUGAGUUCUCACACAUGGAGACCUGGGUCAUUCUAGAAAUAAAAUAUGUUUACAGUUAUCAUGAUUCUGAGUGACAGUCAAAAGACUCUUUCACAUCAACAGGUCUUGCAUCUCAAAAUGGAAGGAAUUACUCGUAUUUAUGUAGCACUAUUCAUGACCCAGGCUGCCUCAAAGUGCCUUUUCACCAAUGAAAUAAUUUUCAAAUUAUAGUCACUGUUGCAACAGAGGAGACGCUGCAGCCAAUCUGCACGGUUAACUUCCACAAACAGCAAUGAAAUAAAUGGUCAGAUCGUCUGUUUUUGAUGUUGGUUGAGGGACAUACUUAGUUCAAACACCAGCUCUAAUUCUCUGCUCUUUUAAAAGUGCCAUGUGAGAUUUUACAUCCCCUUGAGGGGGUUUGUUUUAUCGCCUUAUCUGAAAGACAGUGCCUGUAGUCUACAUGGAUUCAGUUCUCAACUCAUGACACAAGUUUGUGUCAAAGAUGCAACUUGCUGAGCUACAGCUGACCCCAAGGAAACACUAUUGUACAUUUGAGUACUUUAACUCAUCAACAUAAAGCCAUGCAAAGAGAUUAACUACAUGCUGCUGAGUCAGGGAGAAAAAUGGCUUGUAAUUUGCACAUUGUUUUUGGAUAAUAUGGAGCAUCGUGCUUCUCUUUUUUAAAAGCAUCAGCGUGAAUUAAUAUUACACUGAGGUCCCAGUGCAUUGUCAUUAUUUAGUAGAUCUUUCCAUAGAUUUCUGAUCAAUAAACCAUGACCAUCUAAAGUUGAACAGACUUGAUCAUGAGCUCAAGGCAAUGAUAUCAUCCUGAGUACAUCAUGGAAUCCAUCUCCCUCUUUUACUAUUGGCAGGAUUUCUACCUAACACCGCAGCAUUGCUAUAUUUUUGAAGGAUCCUCAUUAAAAACAGGUGCAGUGCCUUAUUCUAUUGUGUGACAUAUUAAGUAUGUUUUGGAGGAAUCCUUGAAUUUGAAUUGGCUAAUGACAGUUACCAUGAGGAUCAGCUCACAUAAAGAUGUUCCAAUAUAUCAGUUAUAAACUGUCACACUAAUAAUUCUAAGCAUCCCAUCAAUAGCUUUGGAUCAUUACUGUCAUAUAGUAUGCUGUAGUGGUGACAAUCAUUUGGUGAAAAAGUAUCAGAGGAGAAACUCCUGGAGACUCCUGGGAAUAAAAUAAUGAUAGAAUUGAGUAACUGGAGAUGCUGGGAUGUAUCUACUGUAAGGCAAAGACCUACAUUAUUCCAAGUAUUAUCUCAAUGUAUUGUCCAUUUAGGCUCCUGUUUCCAAUGUUUAAUAUUUCACAUCAGCAGCCAAAGUAGGAAAAAUGACUGCAUUGACAAUGAUAUGACAUCUCCAAAUGACAGUGUUGAGCCUGUACUUAUUAAUUGUGCUCAUGAUGUUUAGUACCAACUGCUACAAUAUUUUAACACAUGCACGGGAUGUCCAAUGCAGGCACCUUUUGAUGCUGUCUAAUUGGAGCAAAGACCACCAUUGGACUCUGAGCCAUCUGACCAGAUGUAACACCAAGCUGAACGACAGUGCAGCACAACUCAUCAAUUCCACUGUGUCAAACAAUAGGAGUCACUUCAUUGUGUGAAACGUUUUGAGGCAUUUCAGUAGGGAAAAUGCUAGAUUCAUACAAGUGUGCUAUUCAUUAAAACCAAAUGAUUUGUCCUGAAUUAUCUUCAGGAGUGGCUUUAGCUUUGUUAAAUACUGAAUAUGAACUGCAGAUCUCGUUAGAGGAAAACAAACUCGCUCUUGAAAUAAACUGCUUUCUGAGAGAAUAUGACAGGAGUGUGAAUAUGAAAUAUUCUUGACUGACAAAAAUGAAUGCUUGUGUACCUUCCAUAUUCCUUGUAUUAAUUAUUGAGAUUAACAAGAAAAAUGUGGAUAGAAUGGCAGGCAAUCAGUGACACUGGACAGAAAUGAUAGAGGAUUGACACGAAAUGUUGGAAAGAUUGGGUCAGAUGCGAUGUUGUUUCUGUAUGUGCUGAAGGAAGCAGAGUAAAUGGAGUCUGAGAAGAUUCAAUGAUCUGUGCUGGUUUGAGCUAAUAAGUCUAAUAUUGCAAGGGUAAUUAAUUUGCAAUAUUUUCUUCACAAUAUGGUUAUGACUUACUGACCAAUCACUGAGCUCCUGAAGAACUUGUAACAUUCAGUAGUGAAAAUCUUGACUUUUAUUUGGCAUUUCAAGAAAGCACCCAAGUGCCUUAAUAAUUAAUGUUGCCAAAGUAUGAGUUCAUCUGCUUUAGAAAAAUAUUUAGGUUUUGGAAUGGAAAGUUUCAGUUUGGUUUGUAAUAUUGAUCCAAACUGAAGAGUUGAUUUUUUUUUGCAGUGUGAAAUUGCUGAAGUUUGUAAACCCUACCUCUCACAUAAUUUCAUCUUUUCAUCACCACAAUCGUGUAUUUAGCUUUGUAGAAACAGCACUCAGGAGACUGACAUUAACAUUUUCAAACAAAAUUAUGCUACUUGCCCACUUUGCACAUUUGACUGUGCAUAAAACCCUUAACAGUGAUAAUUGUACCAAACUACCAAGUAAUUCUAAUUCAAUCUAUGACUCUGUAAGAUGCAGCAAAUCCAAAAUAAAAGCAGAAAUUACUGUAAAUGCUUCACAAUCAAGAGUGUG